Messenger RNA from Plutella xylostella (diamondback moth), 5723 nucleotides. It is a transcript of the gene Nup188, whose product is annotated as nuclear pore complex protein Nup188. Lineage: Eukaryota; Metazoa; Arthropoda; Insecta; Lepidoptera; Plutellidae. Gene Ontology annotation, cellular component: nuclear pore inner ring. Gene Ontology annotation, molecular function: structural constituent of nuclear pore. Gene Ontology annotation, biological process: RNA export from nucleus; protein import into nucleus. The record is from RefSeq and is a predicted model, not a curated record.
UGUCAAAUUGUCAAUCAAAAGUCAAAACCUCAGAAUAAUAUUUUUCACAGAAUAACAUUUGAAAUGUCGUAAUUGUCAAAAACUCACAAAUGUCAAUGCUAAAUAUAACCUCAACAAAAACACAGUGGCGGCGGUAAAUCAGUAAAGCGUUAUUAUUUUCACUAUAAUAUAAUGUUUUUCGGGUUCAUAUCGAUAAAAAUUUCAACAACUUGGUAAAGUAGAAAUCAUGAACUCCAGCUCUACAAGUCAUUGGAAGCGUUUAUGGCGAUGGGUUUCAUCGCAGAGCCUCUCACGAGAGGAGCUACUGAAUGUGUUGGGUAAUAAAGAUGUGAAGGAGGAGCUAAGUCUAGGCCUCGCCAGCUAUAAGCCUCAAAAUACCAACCGGUUUUCUCAGCUUCAAUCCAAACACCCAGACCAGACAAAGCUGUUAAAUGUCAUUCAAACCCUGCAUCAUUAUGUGGAUAUUGACUCAUUUCAGCUGUGGGAGAUUGUGAAACACUAUCUAUGUGAUAUUUCCUAUGGAACACCCGCUAAUGCACUGAAGAAUGUUGCAUUUGUUGAUACAAGACCUUCUUUCUUAUUGCCAAAUGUAUGGAAGUUCUACUAUGCAGAGAGGCUCUACAUGCUGAAAACCCUACAGUAUAUAAUUGAAUUUAAAAAUGAUACUAAACAUAAAUAUCAUGAAGAGUUUGCAAAGAUUAUCAAUGACAUAGGACUUCAAAAAAUUACACAAUCCCUUAUAGACCAACUGGACCAGGUAAUAUCAACUACACCCCCAUCUAGAAAGAUUCAAAAUGACUUUGCGAGUGAGUCGGUUCGAACAGAGUGGGCGGAGCAUAACUUGAGGGAACAGCUGGCAUUACUCCAGUGCCUGCUUCUCAUUGUGAAUGAGGUCACGCUCACGGCACAAACAUUCAACAAACUGUUUGAGCUAUUUAGAAAACACAGUUUUGGAAAGAGACUUGGCUACAGUGACUUGUUGGAUGAAAAACACAGAGAAUCAUGUUUGAAUAUCAUGUACAUUGAAAUUGGAAUAUUUAUUGUGGUCAUGGACAGCUGUAGGAUCAAUGACCAGUCACAGUGGAUAGACUCGACAAAGGCGGUUGUGGAGGGCGAGCUGACGACUCUGCAGGUGAACGAGGAGCAUGGCGCCAUGCUGCUCGCCUGGAUGAUGAUGACUCUGCAGAGUGAGACCCACUGUAGGCUGUUUGAAAAUCAUUAUCAGCAUUUUGGAGCUACAGCAAUGAAGAUGAGAGUGUUUGAGUUUCUGCUAAAACUGCUGAACUCACCUGUGUUCUCUGACAACUCAAAGUGCGCCGACAUAGCCCGCUACCGAGUGUUCACUCUACUCAACGAGAUAUGCGACACAUUUGACGGCGACGGCACCAUCAGCCACCAGCCGGGCGCCAUGUCGCUUUGCGCGGAACUCCUGCGCAGCCCCGCCAUAGCUAAAGAGUUCUGGAGUCUUCACGGCAGGGAGGAGCGGUAUGGGACUGUGUCACUGUGGAAUACGGCACUUGAGUUUUUCCCGUUUAAUUUUACUGCGCUGUCGGUUUUGAGCGCAGGUUUGGCUCAGGCUGGGAAAGACAGUGUCAGAAUGUUGACAGCUGAACUGAAAAACCUGCCGGUCUACACGGAAAUCUACCAACCGAACCUUGUACCGAUAGUGUCCCUGGUGUCAGACGACGCCACUAUCGGCCGAGACUACUUCCCGCUCGACUCACCCGACUAUCGCAUAGAGGCCGGCUCCAAGGCAACAAUCAUGGAAAGAAAAGAGGGAACUCUAAUCCAUUUCCGAACCCCAUACACCUACUGGACGAUACUCAACCAUGAGAUAGAGAAAUCACUGGAUAGAAAGGGUCAUCAUAAACAAAAUCUAAGCGUUACGCUCCAAAAAGUUUAUGAAGGUGCAAAAGUUUUGAAAGGAGUAUUAAAAGUACUGGCUGCAGAUAAAGAUGUACCAAAGAGUUUGGUCGCGCCGUGCGAAGGAAUCUUUGAUGUUUUGCUAAGAUUCAUGAAGACUGAUAGUACGCCGCUGCUGGUCGAAUGCCUUGAAGUGUGCACUGCAUUGAUACCGGUGUUCCCCAAAGAAGUUCAUAUGAGGCUAGUAAACACGGGCCUCCUCCCCCGCGUCUCCGCCAACCAAUCAGCGGCGGCGCUGGGCGCGGGCGGCUCGCUACACGCGGGGGCCGUGGCGCGCGGCGCCGGCGACCCCGCCGACACCUUCCUACAGGCUUAUAGAGACAUGCUGGUGAAGGCUUAUGAGACUUGCACAGACGACCGCAUAAUAUCGGACAUCGUGCUCCCCGGCCUAGUGUUUAUGGUCCGCGAAGUGUUCCCCAACAUCAGCACCCAGCGGUACAGCACAGUCUCUCACAGAAGAGACACCUUGCACAGCUGCAUCCAGCUGUUCAACCUGGUGCUGCAGCAGAACAAGGGGCAGAGUGAGAGAGUUACGCUACUGCAGAACACCUGUGUCUACAGUUUGCUGCAUACGGAGAACGCUUUGGAAUUGUUGAAAAUUAUUUCUAUUGGUAACGAUGAACUAGAACGUGUGAUGCUGGACGAAACCAACUGGGUAUCAGGCAGUGGCGUACAAUACAUAGCCACGAUCCAACGAACAGUCGCCACAAUCAUGCUGGUCCUUCGCCUCAAACCCAAGGUCACAGACGCUAAUGAACUCACGCCAUUGGAGCAUCUGAUAUUCUCACAGAACCAACACAAAGAUCUGAUGAAAGUCAUCCCGAAAGUCACCUCGUAUAUUAAUAAUGCGUUCAGUAAGAAUCUUUCAGUGCUGUGCUGUAGGCUGCUGAAGAAGUUUGCUGAGAGUUUCCAAAUGUCCCUAUUCGCGAGCCUGGACAUGACGUCGUACCAAGUGCGAGUGAUGUUCUUAGACCGUCUGCGGGACGAGCACGAGACCACAGACCUGAAGAUCGCCAUCUUGGAAUUCGUAGCCACGUGCAUCGGCAAGCAGCCCGGCCUUACUGAGGCAUUCUUCAAACUCAACCAUGUUAAGGUGAAGGAGGAAAAGGAUGAGAAAGCGGUGCAAGUGAAGAAGGAACAGGCGGAAAGUUUUGAAGGGAUACUGGGGUAUAUGGCGGAUUAUUUGGGGACCGUCAAACAGGAUGCCAAGAUGCUGCACAGCCCUCUUCUGGGCUGCAUCAUGGCAUUAUUCCACGCGCUCUGGAAGAACAACAUGCAGGUGCUAGUGAAGGACCUGAGGGAGAACCCCAAGUUCUGGGAACACAUGAGCAGUCCACUCUUCAGCGAUAUACAACCUGGCCUCAGGACCUACGCGCAGAUUUUUAACGUACUCGGCAUUGAAUUGUUCCUGUCCAGGGAUAAAAUUGAACCUAACCUGAGAGAAGUGUUAGAACAAUUCUUCGACACCAACAAGAAUAACCUGGACAAGUGGAUUAAUUACGUUUUCAGCUUCGAAGGGAGAAGUGAUGAGGAGGAAGUGGUAGAUAAGGUGCCGGCGUGGCUCGGCCUGCUGACGUCAUGGAAAGACUUCACGACCAUCUUCUGCAAAUGUCUGCCGAUUAGUCUGAACAUAGCGCAUAAAGCCAAGUUAGUAGCGCCUUGUAUGACGGCGCUGCUGCAAGAGUUAGAUGACCUUAAGGAUGGAAGACUGGUCGUGAUACUGGCAGAGUUGUACGUUAUAAUGCUGGCGAAUUGGAAAGAUGACUGCUUCGAUAAUAGAAAAGCCAACGCGAAGCAAAUCGAUAAUUUGCUUACCAACACAGCUAUUGUUUAUGACUGUCUACACCCGCGCGCGAAAAGGGCUAUUCUGUCCAUAGGAACUGUGGCUAUUAGCAGUCUGGAUUACGAGAUAAAAGCCAACAGCCUCACCGCCCAAAGCAUAAUUCGCUCAGUUACAAACAUCAACAGUUUAGAGCUGGAGAAACUCCUGGAUAACAUUAAUGAAGAUGUGAAACCGACACCAAAUGCCAACGGCAAUGAGGUUAGCGAGGAUAUCCCGCCGGUCGUGCUGGCCCUUGCGUUGCUGGAACAAUGCCUGGAGCUGUACGACGACAUGUUUUCUGGACUGUCGCAGUGGUUCCAAGCGACUCGCUUCACUAACAAGCUACUAUGCUGCCUACAGUCCUGUCUCCAGAAACGCUGUCACUACCAAACGUCUCUAGCCGCUCUAAGAUGCCUCACCGCGUAUUCCCGAGGGCCCUUCGCUAAAGAGUUGCUAUUGAGCGAUGUGGACCAGUUCCUGUGGAUGCAACUUCUGCCGCCAAAGUUCGAGAACAGUCGAUGGAAGCUCCAAGAGUGGUGGCGGGUUUACGCGUACAGUUUGGACUUCAUUUCCAUGAUGGUGAUGAAGCAUGGCCAGUUCUACGCCAGUGACGCCAUCACAUUUGUUGGCGUUCAUUUGGAGCAUCUGAUUGAAGCCAUACUAUUGCCUCGGCAGAUAGUAACAAUGGACUCUUUGAAUCUGUGCGCGUCGUCUCUGAAUCUGAUCGUUCAAAUGGUGAAGUUUGAAGCGCGAUGGCGGAUUGAGAAUAUCAACUCUCUAGUCGGUGUUAUGCGCAGUAUAAGCGCGUUAGUGCACCAGUGCGUGUCGAUCAUGCUGCGCUCGCGGCGCGCGUCGGAGUCGCAGCUGAACGACGAGGCCGCCAUGCAGCAUACUAGCGCUGUUUUACACAGGACCCUAGAAAUCCUGCACAUGGCGACCCUCUGCCUGCUCUCCUUCAGCCCUUCCCUCCUAGCCCUACUCGGUGAGCCAGCCCUGGACCUGGAGCGCUGGCAGCCGCUGGUGGAACUGGACUUCGCUAUUCCCAAGCACUGUCAUGAUGAAGUCCCGCAGUUGACCUUCGGGACGCUGUUGACGGCUAUAUGCUUGUUGACUAAGGCUAUGAAUCAUUCAUACCACACAGAAGAGGGCAGCGGGUCGCGCUCCCCGCGCCGCCGCCGCGGCUGCUCCUGCAGCAGCCCCGACCCGCGCCGCGCCGCCCGCUCCGAGAGCCUCACUAGUGUGUCCAGUGCCACGUCCGCGCCGUGUCUGGAUGCGCUUAGUCAGAGACUAGUAGCUGGGACGUUGGCGGCUUUAUUAGAACUGCUGGCUUCACAGGCCCUACUCGCCGUGCGUGACGCCAGCACGCCGUCCCGCCACAAGCAGAUGGUGCGGCGCGAGCUCAGCUCCGAGCUCACCGUGUACCACGACUUCGUGCGCAAGCGCAUCCUGUGCGCCGCCCACGCACGCCCCUACCUCGCGCGCAACAAACUAGGCGCAUGGCCGCUCGCCCCCAACGAGGAAGAAGCCAAACGUAUAGAGGAAGCGGCUAGACUAAGAGACCCGACCAACAGAGACGACCUACCCCCACCACCCCCGCCGAAACGAGCCGCCCACGACUCGAUGAGAGAGUAUAUACUACGCAAACAUUACUUGGACAAAUGCGCACAAACCCCCACUAAAGAACCCCCGUCACCGGUGUCCCAUUCAACUCCUACUUCUGAUAAAAAGAAGGAUGCUUCAAGGAGUUCGAAACGCGUUUCCUGGGCGGAGACAACUAGGGACUCCAGUGAUGAAGACCUAGACUCGUCGCUGCAAGAGAUCGAGCCGGCGUACUCGAACCAAACGGACGUGCAAAUCAAUAAUGAUGAGGAUUACUUCCAUUUUAUGUCUGUUGUGUUUCUUUACAUCUGCCAGAUGGAGUUGUAGCAUGUUAGUAACUUUAAGUUAAGUUCACGUAAUAAAUUGAAUUGCUUUUGUA